Messenger RNA from Cladophialophora yegresii CBS 114405, 810 nucleotides. RefSeq lists its product as uncharacterized. Gene Ontology annotation, molecular function: oxidoreductase activity, acting on the CH-OH group of donors, NAD or NADP as acceptor. Bases 1 to 810 code for a protein of 269 amino acids. The record is from RefSeq and is a predicted model, not a curated record. Lineage: Eukaryota; Fungi; Ascomycota; Eurotiomycetes; Chaetothyriales; Herpotrichiellaceae. The transcript is spliced from 4 exons.
AUGGCUUACGUCAAUGCUCAAGGCGAUGCGCCCCUCGCACCUGUCUCGGAGCUGUUCAGCCUUCAAGGGAAGACCGCCGUUUGCACAGGCGCUACUGGUGGACUGGGGCUUUCAAUGUCAAUCGCAUUGGCAGAAGCCGGUGCAGACAUUGUCAGUAUCCAAAUCGCGAAUGACCCCCGCGCGGACAUGCUGAAGGAGGCGGUCGCGGCAUGCGGACAGAAACUUCAGGUGUUCGAAACAAACGUGGCUGAUUCCGUUGCCUUGAGAAGGUGUUUCGCGGAGAUCUGGGCUGCUGGCGUCGUGCCCGAUAUUUUGCUCAACUGUGCAGGGAUCAAUCGACGUGCCAAAGUGGAGGACUUCACGGACGAGGACAUCGAUGCUAUCUAUGCCAUCAAUCAAAAGGCUAGCUUCGUGGCGGCCCAGGAGGUAGGGAAGAAGUUGCUGGAAUUGAAGCGACCGGGAAAGAUCAUCAAUAUAGCAUCCAUCAUCUCGUUUAUCGGCAACUAUAACAUUGCAGCAUACGCCGCCACCAAAGGUGCAGUACUGCAAAUGACCAAAGCCAUGUCCAAUGAAUGGGCUAAGCAUGGCAUCAAUGUCAACUGUAUUUGCCCUGGAUACAUCAUGACGGCCAUGACAAAGAACUAUACAGAGGACAAAGAAUACUACAACUACAUCAUCGGAAGAACACCUGCAGGACGAUGGGGGCUACCCGAGGAUUUCAGAGGAGCGAUCAUUUUCCUCGCCUCCAAAGCCUCUGAUUUUGUUUGUGGCACCAGCUUGGUUGUGGACGGUGGUAUGAUUGCGAAGUAA